AUGUUAACUAAAAGAUUUUUCGCUGCAUUGGCCACAUUUUUCGUUCCUAUUAUAGCAUUAAGUGCUUUAACUAAGACUGUGCAGAAAGAUGUAGACGCUGAUUUAAAUAACCUCCAAAAAAAACAAUCAUCCGAAUAUAAAGAAAGUAGAGAAAACAAUCAAGAGAUUUUUAAAUAUAUUAUGAAUUCAACAAAAAAUAAUAAUCAAGAUUUUUUUACAGGUUUAGAAAAAGAGAUGAGAGAUUUAAACACAAUGAAAAAUAGAAAUGAUGAAAAUGAAAAAGUUGAUGAUACUAAAAAAGAAAUAAUUAAUAAAAAUAAAAAUAAAAAUAAUAAUAAAAAUAAUAAUAAUAAUACUAAUAAUACACCACAAAAAUAG
Dictyostelium purpureum is the source of this 378-nucleotide messenger RNA. RefSeq lists its product as uncharacterized. The coding region runs from base 1 to 378 and encodes 125 amino acids. Lineage: Eukaryota; Evosea; Eumycetozoa; Dictyosteliales; Dictyosteliaceae. The record is from RefSeq and is a predicted model, not a curated record. The transcript has 2 exons.